Molecule: messenger RNA, 1556 nt
Organism: Hevea brasiliensis (rubber tree)
Lineage: Eukaryota; Viridiplantae; Streptophyta; Magnoliopsida; Malpighiales; Euphorbiaceae
Exons: 4
Coding region: 108-1349 (413 amino acids)
Biological process (GO): mitochondrial translation
Cellular component (GO): mitochondrial small ribosomal subunit
Molecular function (GO): structural constituent of ribosome
Source: RefSeq, a predicted model, not a curated record
UGGACCCAAACCUUCUGGCCCGUGGGGCGGUCAGCUCCGCCCAUUAACUAAAAACACAAACAAGAAACGCCCCAAAUCUAAAACCCUACACAAAAUCAAGUGCCAUCAUGAGACGAUCUCUGCUAAAAAAUCUCUCUGUUUACACUCGAAAUGUUCUUCAUUCCUCUUCAAAUGCCGGCCCCAAAAUCCCUAAUCCUUCUCUCCCCAAUUUUACUCGGUCCGCGCUCAGGCUUUACUCGUCCGGUGAAAACCCGACAUCACCAUCCCCUGAAUCAACGCUGCUAGCACAACUCAAAAAGAAGGAUGAUUCUGUCGAGGUUGAGGAUGUCAGUAACAAAGAGCUGAAAGAGCUAAUGGAUAAGUACUUCAAGGGGGAUGAGGAGGUGCUUCCUUCAAUUAUGGAAAAAAUUUUACACAGGAGGUUGUCCGGAAAGCAUGAGGAGACAGAUGAUGAGUUGAUGGAAGAAUUUCGUAUGAAGCCACUGGAUGAUGUGAAGGACAAAGAGUUUGAGUCAGAUUUUGAGGAGCUGUAUCAGACGGAUGAGGAGAUUGAUGAUUUGUAUAAUGCCAAGGAACAUGUGACGAAGAAAAUGGUGAAGGAUGAGUACUUUAACAUGGAUGACAAGAAAUGGGACGAGAUGAUUAAGGAGGCAAUGCAACAUGGAUUUUUAAAGAACACAAGGAAAUGUGAGGAAAUUCUGCAGGAUAUGCUUAGCUGGGAUAAGCUUCUUCCAGAUGGCAUCAAGGAAAAGGUGGAAAAGAAGUACAAUGAGCUGGGGGAUAUGUGUGAAAGAGGCGAGGUUGAAGCUGGAGAAGCAUAUAAGCUGUUCAAGCAAUUUGAGGAUGAGAUAGUCAUGGAAUAUGAAAAGAGAAUGGAAGCCAAGGGCCCCCCACAAUUUGAUGAAACUAUGAUGCCAGACAAGAAAGAAGACUUGGAUGACCCACAAGCUGAGGGACCAAUUCUUAGGUGGCAAACACGAGUAGUCUUAGCUCCAGGAGGUGAUGCAUGGCAUCCCAAAAACAGAAAAGUGAAAAUGGCCAUUACUGUCAAAGAGCUUGGUCUUUCAAAACAUCAAUUUAGACGGUUGAGGGAACUGGUUGGUAAACGAUACCAUCCAGGUAGAGAUGAACUUACAAUCACAAGUGAGAGGUUUGAACAUAGGGAGGAAAACAGAAAAGAUUGCCUUAGGACUCUGUUUUCGCUCAUUGAGGAAGCUGGGAAAGCUAACAAGUUGGCAGAGGACGCUCGAGCCUCAUAUGUGAAGCAAAGACUUAAAGCUAAUCCAGCUUUUAUGGAGAGGUUGCAGGCAAAGAUAAGGAAACAAGUAUCUAACACCAUCUCUGCAUGAGCAAUUUAGAUUCAGGAGAUUCCUGAUAUUCAUCUGAUCUAGUUGUUGGUAUUUUGCAUUAUUGUCCCUUAUCAAAAUUUUGGUGGCAAAACUAUUAUUAUUUUUGCAUGCUGUUGAUGUAGUUAAUCAAUUGACAAAUGCUUGCUGGGAGAAUUCACUCGUUGGCCUUUCUUUUCCCUUUUUUAAUUAAACUUUUUAUUUUCUUUA